UUAACUCGCCACGUUGCCGGACGUUCAUCAGCGGACCGCUGGUGUGCAACACUUACUUGUUGGUUGGGGAUAUCUCAAUGACAAUUGAUCAUUCGUCAAAUAAACUCAGAAAAAGCCUUAUCCAGAAACAGACGCAGCCGUCAAAAAUUACUGUUAGUACGGGAAAUCCUUGAAUAUAAUGGAGACUUCAGCCGAACAAGCUGAAGAAAUCGAAGCGUUAAUAGCUAUUUAUGAUCAAGAUUUUAUUGUCAUCGACGAAGCUAACAGAAUCUAUGAAAUCCGCAUUUGCCACCAAAGUGAUUCCUGGUGGUCAGCUACUCUGCAAGUCCUUUUACCGCCACAAUACCCAGACCGGGUUCCCCCUGUAUUCGAAAUUCAUUCCGCCUGGAUGAGUGAUGCUGAUAUGUUUGAAGCCUCAGACUUGUUAUAUACCAUUUACCGAGAACAUCAAGGUCAGAUUAUAAUUUAUCAGUGGGUAGAGGCCUUGAGGACUUUCAUUGAUAAAAAAUUUAAUGAUCAAGAACCGAUUGAUGCCAAAGGAUCGAGAAGUGAUGUUUCCCUUAAAUAUCACGGUGAGAACAUCAAAUUAUCAGAAACAAUUGAAGAUGGUGAUUCUGAGAAGGAUCAGACAGCAAAUCUCAGUUGCAAUGGUGAGGAUGCUUUGAAAUUAAUCAGGAGUGAAAGAUCAGACCUGUGCCCAGAGAUUACUCAUGGGGAACCUUUUACAGACAGGAAAAGUACUUUUCAAGCACAUCUUGCUCAUGUUAUAAUACUGGAUCAAGUUUCAGGAGUACUACAAGAGUUAAAGAAAAACCGGAAAGUAAACAAUGCUACCCACAAUGUUAUGGCAUAUAGAAUAUUUUGUAAGGACCGAAACUGUUUUCUUCAAGACUGUGAUGAUGAUGGUGAGGCAGCAGCGGGCUCAAGACUUUUACACCUGUUACAAAUAUUAAAUGUCAGAGAUGUUGUUGUUGUGGUAACCCGUUGGUAUGGUGGGAUUCUUUUAGGGCCUGACAGAUUUAAGCAUUAUAACAACUGUGCACGGAAUUUAAUGAAAGAUGCAGGCCUCAUAGAUAUCAGUCCACAGUUUAAAGAAUCAAAACUCAAAAGUAGAUUUAAACCAGGGAAAAGACAAUAAUGAGUUAGAUCCCAUUGCUGUUUGGUGGGUCAAUUUUAUGUAGAUUUGCGUAAAUUGUUGUUAUAUCUUCCACUGUUCCUUCGGGUGUCUUAGGUACAUAUGUAGUGACAAAAUUUCAUUUGUACCCAUAUUUUAAAGAAAGAAAUUGCUGAGAUAAAUAUGUAUGCCCACAAGUCAAACUGAUGAUAAGUUUGAUGUUGUGUCAGUUUUGUAGCAGCCUCGUGUCAUUAAAAACUGUGACUGAAGAACAUGUUCUUGCUUGAGAUAACUUCAAGGUGAUUCCUCCGAAUUGCAAUGGGCAUGAAUUUCACAUAAUCAGGCAAAUAACUACGUACAUGUUCCAAGAACAUGGUAUUGCUUUUCAGUCAAUGGACUAUGUAAAGAUGGUCUUCAGCCCUUGAACUAGUACAAUGAACUACGUCGUUAUUGUGUAAUUUUGGCAUGCAAAUUAUCCCCUGUAGAUUGCAGAAAAUAAAAAUUAUAUUGGGUGAAAAAA
Molecule: messenger RNA, 1634 nt
Organism: Pocillopora damicornis (cauliflower coral)
Lineage: Eukaryota; Metazoa; Cnidaria; Anthozoa; Scleractinia; Pocilloporidae
Product: protein IMPACT
Biological process (GO): regulation of translational initiation; GCN2-mediated signaling
Cellular component (GO): cytoplasm
Molecular function (GO): protein binding
Source: RefSeq, a predicted model, not a curated record